CGUAUCUGGAUGGGGUGUACUUAAGCGCAAUAUGUAUAUACUUUCUGAAUUAAAGGCACCAAAUGUCACUAGACAAUCUAUACUAGUUGAUUUACAUAAUGAUAGAAAUCCCGUGCUAGUACUUACAAAGAUUAAUAGACUUGAGUUUCAUGAAAGAAGAAAUGAUUCGAUUGAAUAUACGAAAUUCUUAACAAAACCAAUAGAGAAGCCAACUAUUGCCAUUAAUAAACUUUACCUAAAGGAUAUAGGUGAAGUUUUAUUGGUAUUAGAUGACUCCUAUACAAUAAGUAUUGCGUAUUUUAAGAAUGAAAUCAUUUUCUUUCAUGAAAUCAUCAAGUUGAGCUCUCAGGGUCAACAAUUUUCUAUUGAUUCUAAUCCUAUGAUAGUGACAGAUAUGUCUAGUCCUAAUAAAUAUUUCAUCUUACAUACAUUCCAAGGUGUAUUGCUGUUAUUCAUAUUGAAUGAUAAAUAUGAUUUUAAUAAAGCUAAUACCCAAAGGAAACGAUCUAGACUGAGAAUUGAAGGUGAUGAACUCUUUUCUAUAACUUCUAAAUACAUUGGUUCAAUUGUGGUAUUGAAGAUGGCUAUUCUAAAGAAUGAUAUUCUAGCAGUCUUAUAUCGAGAUUUUAAUUUCAGUUAUUCUAUAAGAUUUUACAAAAUUGAUAUAAAGGAAAAACUGUUAACUAUGUUAACCUCAGAAACUCCAUUCGAAGUACCUCCUACUUGCCUUAUACCAUCACCUCAUGGGGGUGUUAUAGUAUUAUCUAGUGUACAAUUGGCAUAUUUCCCGGAAGAUGAAUCAUUUUCUCUGUCAUUCGCAAGACCAGAUACAAUUAUAACUAAAGAUAUAACCGAUGAAGGAUUAGUUAAUGGAGAUGUUGGAUUAUUUGUUGCCUAUGAUAUCAUUGAUGAAUCUCGAUAUAUUCUAACUACAAAUGUAGGAAUCUCAUAUAUUUUAUAUUUAGAUAUCAAGAAGACACAUGCAGCUGUUCAAGUUCAAGAAUUCCGGUUGAUGAAGUUGGGUAGAACUACUAUACCAAAUCCUAAUGGAUUACAUCGUAUAAAUGGUGCAUACUUUUAUCAAUCAUCCCAAUGUCUCUGUGACAUAAUCUUUAGAGUGGAUUCCAAUAAGCCAUUUAUUAAUAUAGUACUGGCAACAACAGAACCUCAAGGUCCUAUACUUGAUAUAAUACCGAAAUUAAAUGAUCCAGGAUUUUUCACUCUUAUGGGGAAUAAAAACCAUACAAGAAUAUUUAAUAAUAUAAGUGAUAGCAAAUACCAUUUUGAUUUCCAAUCUCUAUGUAGGACUCGGAAAAGGAUGACUCGAUGUAUACCGGUUGUGGGUUCUAAAGCAUUUGUUGCAGUGGAUGAAGAUACUGAAUGCUACCUUUUUGGAUAUAUGGCAGGAAUUAAUUAUAUAAUGAAAUUUGACUUCUCUGGAUUUUUGUUAUCCGCCAAGGAGGUCAAUAACAGGCAAUUGUUUUUAACCACCGUGGGGUUGUACAAUGGAAAGGUAUUGGUGUAUACUGAUCCGAAAGAUAUGGAUGACUUUAUACAUAGUGGAGAUAUUUAUGAUGGAGGUAUUUUAUUUAUUUCCGGUAAAGGAGAACUCGUAUAUCGUAAACAUUCUGGUAGAAAAUUUACAUAUAAAUUUGAUUGUCGGAGCAUGCUUAAUGCUUUAGUUUCUAUGUCAAUUGGAUCACACGAGAAGAUAUGUUUAUUGUCAACGUCUUAUGGCAGUAUCCUGUUAAUAUCCUUCAAAAACGAGAAGUUUAAUAUUAUUGAUGAAUGGCGUCUAAAGAAUAUUGGAAUCACUUCUUCAGCUUUGUCCUAUAAAGAUAAGACAAUUUACUGUUUUGUAAUUACUGAUGAAGGGUACUUAAUCCAGUAUUCAAUUGAUUCAAAAAGAGAUCGGAAAUUAAUUGUUAAAUAUAAGAUAGGCCCAGAAUGGAGUUUUUGUGAAGGAUUACCUGAUGAAUUAUUUUUAAAGAGCUCAGGCAAAACCUGUUCAUUGCUGUUUAAUUAUACUGUAAAUCAUUAUGUUUUGACAUAUUUUCCAGAAGUUGAAUCCGGAUUCAUGAACCCGAUAGGAGGCAAGACAUUCAUUUUAACUUCACAUGAGUAUGAUCAGUUAGAGCAUUUAGAACUUGAAAAUGAGGAUACUAUUAAUGAUAGUAAGACCCUUUCUCAUUGGCAUCCUAACUAUUUCUUAAAAGCUCUUACAGUGCAAGAGUUAAUGUUACUUACUUUGACAAAAAUGGAUUCUAUCCAGGGAAGUCCAAGGAUGUUUCUUGAGUUAUAUGAUACUUCAAACAUGAAAUUAUUAGAUAAGUUUGAAUUUGACAAUACUCAAACUAAUGGUGCUAAUGUCAGCGAUAUAAUUUUGAUUCGUAAGAAAGAAGCUGAUAUAGACACAGUCGAUUUAUUAGCAGUUACCGAGAAGUGUGGUAUAUUUGUGAUUAAGAUUGUGAAUCAAAAGAUAGAGGUUGAAAGUAUAAAAUAUCCAAUUGGGUUAACCGAUGAAUUAAUUAAUAAUUCUGAUAUUAGAUCAAUUAGUCAAGGCAGUGUUGAAGAAGAGUUUUAUUUAAUUGGAAAGAUGAUUAUAGUGUUACGUUAUUCAAACAAUAUUUUUGAAACAGAUGUACUUCCAGUCCCAACUCCUUCGAUAGGGAUACUACAUUCUGAUAAAGUAUUUGUGGACGCUUCACAGGGACUAUUUGAAUUCCGAAUUGACCACUUUAAUAGCAUCGAUGGCAAAAAUCACAUUAAAAUAGAACAGAGAAGAAGUUUGGAUCAUAGAUUCUUGACAGCUUUAGAGAUAUCCAAAGAUAGGAGAUUUUCCAGAUCGAUAUACUUAGGUGAUGCGAUAGGUAACUUUUCCGAAGGCUUGGUAGAGUUCAAUAUUGGAGAUCAGAUCAAUUGCAUACGACAAAUUCUUCACAGUGACAAAUCUAAUUGUUUUCCAUUUGAGCUUAUAAUUGGUACUUUACAUGGUGGAAUUUAUGUACUUUCUAGUGUUAGUAAAUAUGAUUAUGAUGUGUUUAGCAAAUGUUGGGAGGAACUUAGAAAGUCAAGUUUCUAUAUGGGCAUGGCCAAAAGGUUCAAGACGUCGCAGACCCGAGAUGAGGGGGAUGAAAUAAUAUUCCACACUAGUAUAUCUGAGAGUUCUGCUAUGGGCCUAUUUCUAAAGUACUAUGAGAAUCACAACCUAAAUAGUGAUGACGAGAACAACGAACUAGUACAGGAAGCCAAGUCAAUGACGAAGUGUGUCAAGAAUGUGAACAUGUUGAAAGAGUUGUAUCUACUGGCGAUGACCAGAGAUUUCAGUUGGGAAUAUGAUUAUGAGUGUCUAUAGGAUACAGUAUACAGUAUAUAGAAUACACUAUAGGAUACAGUAUAUACAGUCUAUUUACAGUUCAACAACUCUGUCGAGACCCUGUCAUAGUGACAGCACUUAACAACCACAGCCAACAGUAAUCAACUAUCGCGAACAUCACAUGCCAGCCAGUGACGGUAAGAAUAAUAAUAUUAACCAGUAACCAGUAACCAGUAAUAACCAGUUGGCAACCAGUAAACAGAACCAAACAGUUUUUGCGACUGUUUACAAUUUU
This is a messenger RNA of Scheffersomyces amazonensis, 3611 nucleotides long. RefSeq lists its product as uncharacterized. The coding region runs from base 32 to 3355 and encodes 1107 amino acids. Gene Ontology annotation, cellular component: nucleus; site of double-strand break. The record is from RefSeq and is a predicted model, not a curated record. NCBI's taxonomy places the organism in Eukaryota, Fungi, Ascomycota, Pichiomycetes, Serinales, Debaryomycetaceae. Gene Ontology annotation, molecular function: protein binding. The transcript has a single exon. Gene Ontology annotation, biological process: DNA repair; proteasome-mediated ubiquitin-dependent protein catabolic process.